Messenger RNA from Cygnus atratus (black swan), 1126 nucleotides. It is a transcript of the gene MPV17, whose product is annotated as mitochondrial inner membrane protein MPV17. The transcript has 7 exons. Bases 114 to 566 code for a protein of 150 amino acids. Gene Ontology annotation, cellular component: membrane; cytoplasm. NCBI's taxonomy places the organism in Eukaryota, Metazoa, Chordata, Aves, Anseriformes, Anatidae. The record is from RefSeq and is a predicted model, not a curated record.
GUCGGGGGGGGUAGGGGUGCUGCGCGGUCACGUGCCCUCCAUGGCGGCGCGGGCUGGGGGCGGCUCCUGGCGGCGCGGGCUGGGCCGGGGCCGCGCUCACCGCCGGGGCCCUCAUGGGAGCCGGCGACGUGAUCGCGCAGCAGCUGGUCGAGCGGCGGGGGCUGCGCGAGCACCACGGCAGACGCACCCUGAGGAUGGUGGCGAUCGGCUGCUGCUUCGUGGGCCCCGUUGUGGGUGGAUGGUACAAGGUGCUGGACCGGCUCGUCCCGGGGGCCACGAAAGCCGUGGCUGUGAAGAAGAUGGUCCUGGACCAGGGCGGGUUUGCACCGUGCUUCCUCGGCUGCUUCCUCGCCAUCACAGGGGCCGUGAACGGUCUGUCUGUGGAGGAAAACUGGUCCAAGAUCCAGCAGGACUACGUGGAUGCGCUGCUCACCAACUACUGUAUCUGGCCACCGGUGCAGAUUGCCAACUUCUACUUCGUCCCUCUGAGCCACAGGCUGGCAGUUGUCCAGUGCGUGGCCAUUGUCUGGAACUGCUACCUCUCCUGGAAAGCAAAUCGGGUGUGAGGGGAGAGGCUGUGUCCCGGGGCUGCCCCCACUCCCUGUCUGCCUCCUGAGCGCACCACCUCCAGGCUUUGACUGUGGUGGCCACGGAUGCGUGCAGGGCGCUGUCCCCGCUCUCUUUAUGGGACCCCUACUGCCUGGUGCUGCGGCCGUUGCUGCUGCUCUUGGGGGGAGCAGGUUUGGCCGGGGCCAGGGGCUGCUCCAGGGGGCCCUGUGGGGCUCUGCCUGUUGGUGCAUUCCUCCAUCCAUGCUCCCUGCUCUGCCCAGCCCUGCCCCGCACCUGGGGUGUUUCUCCUUGGGGGCGGCUCUGUCCUCUUCCAGUGGGCUGCUGGGGAAGGAUGAGGGCUUGGAGCAGCACCGGCCUGGUGCAGACCCCAGUGUGCAGCACCACGGCUGGGGCACGGCUCUGCUCCGUGCUGCCUGGCCCCAGCCCCUCUGUCCCAGCAGCCACAGGCCCCGGCAGCCACUGCUGUUCUCCAGCUACACCUCCAGUGGGAACGGGAUUUCUGUGUAGCUCUACUCCUGACAGCCGGAGCACCCAAUAAACGGCGCUGUUCCCAGCU